AUCUUCCAAAACCCUCAUAUUUCUACCCCCUUUCACUCCAGUCUCCACGACACAAAAGAAAAAACCCUAAAGAAAGAUGAAUAGGGAUAAGCUCAUGAAGAUGGCUGGUGCCGUGCGCACUGGUGGAAAGGGUAGUGUACGAAGAAAGAAGAAGGCUGUACACAAAACUGCCACCACAGAUGACAAAAGGCUCCAGAGCACUCUAAAGAGAGUAGGUGUGAAUGCGAUCCCAGCUAUUGAGGAAGUCAACAUUUUCAAGGAUGAUUCAGUUAUCCAAUUUUUGAACCCUAAAGUUCAAGCCUCAAUCGCUGCAAACACAUGGGUUGUUAGUGGAUCUCCUCAAACAAAAAAAUUGCAAGAUAUCCUCCCUGGAAUCAUCAACCAAUUGGGGCCUGAUAACUUGGACAACCUAAGAAAGCUUGCAGAGCAAUUCAAGAAACAAGGAGCAGGUGCAGCAGCAGCAGCAGCUCAAGAGGAUGAUGACGACGAUGUCCCUGAGCUAGUAGCUGGAGAGACAUUUGAAGCAGCUGCUGAAGAGGCUAAAACUGCAUAGAUAUUCGAACCAAGCUUUGUCUACAAAUAUUUUUGUUUUGAUAAAUCGAUUUUCGUAGUGAUUUUCUCAAUGCUGUUUUAUCUUUAUUGCUUUUCAUAUUUGUGUCUUGACAUGUUAUAUUUUAGUGUUAUUGGACAAACAUUGUUGAGAAAAGCUUAGUCUGCUUAUAUUUCUUUGGUUGGUUCUUUCCAACUGUUUCUCCA
This is a messenger RNA of Papaver somniferum (opium poppy), 756 nucleotides long. Its product is annotated as basic transcription factor 3-like. The coding region runs from base 77 to 553 and encodes 158 amino acids. The transcript has 6 exons. Gene Ontology annotation, cellular component: cytosol; nascent polypeptide-associated complex. The record is from RefSeq and is a predicted model, not a curated record. NCBI's taxonomy places the organism in Eukaryota, Viridiplantae, Streptophyta, Magnoliopsida, Ranunculales, Papaveraceae.